ACCGCUCCUCUCCGGACUGUUGGAUCACAUGCUGGGAAGGUUUGAAGUUGCUGCUUCAUGUCACACACAAAAGUGAAUGGCACACGGAUGCAGAAGUGACACUGAGGCGACCAGAGUGAAGGAGAGACAAUCAGAGCUGAUCCACGGCAGCUGGGUGAAGUCCACGCGGCGGGAGAACAAGGAGAAGAAGCGCGCGUGGAGCGGAUGAAGAUGAGUGCCACGGGAGGCUAUAGUAUCCCACCACCGGCGUCUCCGAUACCCAGCCUUUAGGACGCACGGAGAGUCACGGCACGUUGAAUUUGGGCCAGUUGAGAAAGUUCUGCGACUGUGUACAAUGUUUAUAAAUGGGUCUCACCUGAACAGCUCCUCGCGAGACCCCAGUGACACCGUCCUGAACCGCCCACCGUGGGUUACCACAACUUUAGGGUGCUUUCUCAUCUUCACGAUCGUUGUUGACAUCCUGGGCAACCUCUUGGUCAUCUUCUCCGUGUAUCGGAACAAGAAGCUGAGGAACGCAGGGAAUAUCUUUGUGGUGAGCCUGGCAGUGGCAGACCUUGUGGUGGCCAUCUACCCGUACCCUCUGGUCCUCACCUCCAUCUUCCACCAUGGCUGGAACCUGGGUUAUGUUCACUGCCAGAUCAGCGGCUUCCUCAUGGGCAUCAGCGUCAUCGGCUCCAUCUUCAACAUCACCGGCAUUGCCAUCAACCGUUAUUGUUAUAUCUGCCACAGCCUCAAGUAUGAUAAACUAUACAGUGACAAAAACUCUGUCUGCUAUGUAAUGUUAAUCUGGGCGCUGACUGUGGUGGCCAUCGUGCCCAACCUGUUUGUGGGUUCACUUCAGUAUGACCCACGGGUUUAUUCCUGCACAUUUGAGCAGUCAGCCAGCUCAGCCUACACCAUCGCAGUGGUUUUCUUUCACUUUAUUUUACCCAUCAUGAUUGUCACAUAUUGCUACCUACGCAUUUGGAUACUGGUUAUACAGGUGAGGAGACGGGUCAAGCCAGAUAACCGGCCCAAGCUAACGCCACACGACGUUAGAAACUUUGUCACCAUGUUUGUGGUGUUUGUGCUCUUUGCCGUUUGCUGGGCGCCGCUCAACUUCAUCGGCCUGGCCGUCGCGAUCAAACCAGAGGUGGUGGUUCGUCUCAUCCCGGAGUGGUUAUUUGUGGCAAGCUAUUUCAUGGCCUACUUCAACAGCUGCCUUAAUGCCAUUGUGUAUGGUGUGCUGAACCAGAACUUCCGGCGUGAAUACAAACGCAUUGUUGUGUCAGUGUGCACGGCACGCAUCUUUUUCCAGGACAGCUCCAACGACGCGGGGGAGAGGCUCAAGUGUAAACCAUCACCCCUCAUGACCAACAAUAACCAAGUCAAGGUGGACUCUGUCUGAACCAGAACUCAGAGGAAUACUGAGUGGACAUAAAAAGAUAGGCUGUGACUGCGAGUAAAAAAAGAAAAAAGAAAAAUACCAAAUAUAAAACAGCUUAUAUCCUUUAAACUGUCCACAGUCUGUCAUAUGGUGCUAUCUGACCUCACAGUAAAAACAGAGCUUUGUCUUUCAUCAAGCACUUCUGACUCUGCAGUACUUGUAGUACAGUAAAUAUAUGAUGUAUGUUUUGUUUUUCAUGUUUACAGUGAUGAUAUAAAUGUAUCAUGCAUAUAAGUAUUUAUUUUAUAUGAAAUGUCAUGUAGAAAUAUAGUAAGAUUUAUUGGGUUCCAGUUAAAUAAGGACAACAUUUUAUCAGGCAUAUAAAACAAUUCUACAAAACUUGAAAAUAUAACCAUAAGUUUAUAAAUGAAGUUAACCAAUUUUAACAACCUCAUUUGUUAAUUGAGAUCAAGCAAUGUGGGUUGCUGCUGUCUUAUUAUACCCCGCAAUACAUGAAGUGGAAUAUAUAUUUUAGUCUCUCUCGCUCUCUCUCUCUCUCUCUCUCUCGCUCUCUUUCUCUUUUCCACCUUGUGAGCUCAUUAUACAAUACUGUAUGCAUGGAUAUGCAGGAAUAGUUCAAAUGCUAAAUAAAAUCUGAUAUUGAUGGAGGA
This is a messenger RNA of Cottoperca gobio, 2037 nucleotides long. RefSeq names its product melatonin receptor 1A a (gene mtnr1aa). Gene Ontology annotation, biological process: G protein-coupled receptor signaling pathway. Gene Ontology annotation, cellular component: plasma membrane. Lineage: Eukaryota; Metazoa; Chordata; Actinopteri; Perciformes; Bovichtidae. The transcript is spliced from 2 exons. Bases 335 to 1387 code for a protein of 350 amino acids. The record is from RefSeq and is a predicted model, not a curated record. Gene Ontology annotation, molecular function: melatonin receptor activity.